Leptosia nina is the source of this 1368-nucleotide messenger RNA. The record is from the annotation of a GenBank genome assembly. Lineage: Eukaryota; Metazoa; Arthropoda; Insecta; Lepidoptera; Pieridae.
AUGACUGAAGCAGAUGCCACGAAAAGGCCCCUUACUAUGCCCGAAACUUUCUUACCCUAUCUAGAAAAGCAUAGACUUUACAAAUUAUUUAAAGAUAUGGUUAGAGAUUUAGUGAUCCAUUUACCAAGAGAUCACUUAAAACACAUGAAAGUGUUUGUUGGUCGUCACUUACACAUAACAAGAGAUGUCGACAAAGUCAUGCUUUUGGUAUCUCCUAAACUUCAAAUAGAUGUAAAGAAACUCGUUCACGAAAUGAUUAAGAAUCUAGGUUUUAUCGUUAUAACUCGCCGCUGUCUCUUGGAUCGAUAUGAAAAGCACGAUGAUUACGUGCCCGGUUGCAUUUCACCAGAACUGUUGUCUGAGGUUGCGAAGAACUUGACUUUGAAGGACCCAGUACCGCAGACGGGGUGGUUGAUGUUUGACCACCCCUGCACGGUUCGUGAAGCCCAGUGUCUUCAGCAAGAUGGUGUGCUACCUACAGUGACCUUAGUCCUAACUCCACCCCCACCUGUGGGCCAUAUUGAUGAAAACCCAUGGACGGCCCAUAGAUCCUUCUCUGAGCAAGACUUUGAAGGGCUCAAGUUUGUCUAUAAGUCUACUCUGAAGGAAGUCUACAUAGAACCCGACGAUGACCAUGAGAAGCAAGGGAUGAAGUGUUUCAAUGCGAUACGGGCCUGCGCAGCCGGAGCCCAGGGACGAGGGCAGGGGCUUCAUGCUAUUGGAGCUCCGGGGGUUUACCGCGUGCUGAUCUUAGGACCCCGCGGUUCUGGUAGGCGGACGCAGGCGAUGUUAGCGGCUAAACACUUUGAUCUUGUAUUCUUGGACUUUGACGCGUUAUUCAGUGAAGCGAAGUUGAAGAAGGACGAUGUCGGUGAGAAACUUCGCAACUGGGGAUGUAGUGUGCAACUGCGAGCUGACGUUGUCCGUCGCAGGAUCGCUAUGAAGGACUGCAUCGAUAACGGUUGGGUUUUAACGGGCUACCCUGUGACCGGUACUGAUUUCGAGUUACUGGACAUGAUGCCCACUCCACCUAAUCGAAUUAUAUUCUUGAACGUCGACGAGAAAACGUGCAGAUCGCGGCUUCAGUCCCGAGGGGUUGAUUGGUGCACAGGUCACGAUAUGCCGAUGGGUUCUGGUCCCCGUGUUGUUCCCAGGAGUCCGGAUCUGGAAAAGCUAGAUGUUGAGUUGGACACAUACUUCACCGAGAAUUUAGCUGAAUUGAGAGCAGCUGCCGGAAUAACUGCCGUUCAAGUGAUCGCUAACGAUCAAAUUGAUCAAAUCCAAGUGAGGGUUCAAGCGGCUAUCAUGGCGUCUCCCGCCUUCAACAUUGAAUAUUGCUCUCAGUUGCGUAAUGUGCAUGGAGAAUGA